AUCUCCAUCGGCGAAGACGCGGUCGCCGUCUCUCAGAUCUCGUUCCAGCCGCCUGCCAUACGCAACGUCCACGUCGCGCUCAGAGACGACAUCGGAAUCAGGUCGAUCUCCGUCUCCACGACCUUUUCCUUCAUCAACAUCGUGACGGCGUUGCGUCCUUCGGCGGCCACUUUCCAGGAGCCGAUCGGCGGGGCGGUGAUCCGGCCACUGCUGAAGUUCUUGGAAGACACAAAUUCUUUCUUCUUGGUAAAUCUUUACCCGCACAACAUGUACGGAUUUCGCUCUCAGAUCUCUCCCCGAUUUGCUCUGUUUCAUGAAGGCGCUUCCAAUUUCGGCACUGGAGUGCGGGUUCGUGAGGAUGAGGGUGUCGAUGAGGGUGUUGGGGGACAAGGCGUACUUCGUGGGGUGCAGGCUGUCUUUCCAGGAGCCAUCGGCGGGGCGAUGAUCCGGCCACUGCUGAAGUUCUUGGAAGACACAAAUUCUUCCUUCUUGGUGAAUCUUUACCCGCACAACAUGUACGAAUUUCGCUCUCAGAUCUCUUCUGGAUUUGCUCUGUUUCAUGAAGGCGCUUCCAAUUUCGGCACUGGAGUCCGGAACGGCAAUCCGUUCGAGAUGAUGGUGGAUGCUGUCGUCACUUCCUUGGAGGUCGCCGGCCACGGGAACAUCCCCUUGAUCGUCUUCGUCGCCGAGACGGGCGAGGGAACACCGCUGAGGAAAGAAGGGGUAGUGCCAGCCUACAUCUACGAGCUGGUUGAAGCC
This is a messenger RNA of Linum tenue, 759 nucleotides long. NCBI's taxonomy places the organism in Eukaryota, Viridiplantae, Streptophyta, Magnoliopsida, Malpighiales, Linaceae. The record is from the annotation of a GenBank genome assembly.